Conger conger (European conger) is the source of this 1653-nucleotide messenger RNA. Its product is annotated as lysosomal thioesterase PPT2-A-like. The record is from RefSeq and is a predicted model, not a curated record. Gene Ontology annotation, cellular component: lysosome. Bases 244 to 1146 code for a protein of 300 amino acids. Lineage: Eukaryota; Metazoa; Chordata; Actinopteri; Anguilliformes; Congridae. The transcript has 8 exons. Gene Ontology annotation, molecular function: thiolester hydrolase activity.
UGCAUGCGUUAGCGGGUUUGUCAAGUCCUUGUCUGCCCGUUACGAUCCAAGCCUGUUUAUUGACCAAAGAUUAUUUCCCUCUUUUGUUCCUGUACCACGACUUCAAGACUGCCUUCUCCCUCGGUACUGUACUUUGGUUUUGGCUGGAUUUUACGUGCUUGGGAAGAAAACUGCCUUUGGAAUCAGUUUAUUUUAUUUACUAUAAUAACUCGACACUUGUACUUAUAUCUUUUCGUGCAUUUGAUGAUGCUAGCAUCUGGUUUCCGUGACACCAGGAACGGAGUUUCUGAGUUGCUCUGCAUGCUCCUUAGUGUCUCCGUUGCAGCCAAUGUUGUCGGUUACAAGCCAGUCAUUAUUGUCCACGGUCUAUUCGACGGCCCCAAAGAGCUUUCUGGCUUGGAAUGCUUUAUCAAUAAGUCUCAUCCAGGAACAAAUGUGACAGUGAUUGACCUAUUUGACUACAAAUCCAGCUUAAAGCCAUUGUGGAAACAAGUGGAGGGCUUCAAACAGGCUGUGCUCCCCAUCCUGAAAAAUAGUGUGGAUGGUGUCCACCUCAUCUGCUUCUCCCAAGGUGGAUUGGUGUGUAGAGGAAUUAUCGCCACUCUUCCAGAGCACAAUAUUCACUCAUUUAUUUCACUGUCUUCCCCACUAGGGGGCCAAUAUGGAGAAACGGAAUACCUGAAAAUACCUCUUUUCUCAAAAUUCAUAAAGAGACAGGUCCAUCAAUUCUGCUACUUACCCAUGGGACAAAAGAUCUCCAUCUGCAACUUCUGGAAAGACCCCCACAAAAUACACCAGUAUGGGAAAAGCAGUGAUUAUCUAGCAGUGCUGGACAGUGAGAGGAUUAACCCCAGUGCAGCAAUUUGGAAGAAGAACUUCCUGCGCAUUAGGAAACUGGUUUUGAUUGGAGGACCAGAUGAUGGGGUGAUCACUCCUUGGCAGUCCAGCCAUUUUGGGUUUUAUGAUGAAAAUGAAGAUGUUGUUGAGAUGAAGGACCAGGAUGUGUAUGUGAAGGAUGUGUUUGGGCUGAAGACACUGGAUGCUAGAGGAGACUUGGUUGUGUGUGUGUUUUCUGGAGUGAAGCAUACCAGUUGGCACUCCAAUGAAACGGUGUACUAUGGCUGCAUAGAUAAGUGGCUCACAUAAAGCGUGAUCAUUGUGACCGGCUAAACCAUGCUAUGCACAUAUUACUGCAGAGUGAUCAUGUUUGCAUGUGUGUGCACAAGCAUGAACACAAACUUGCUUUUGUUCUCAUUUCAUGGUUUCUGAUAACAUUAAUAGUGGUAGAAAUAAAGUUGAAGGGCUUUUCAAAGAAUACAUUAUUUACACAUGGAAAUUUAAAUCAAAGUUCUAAUACACAUAGAUUAUAGUCAAAAGCAUUCUUUUUGGUUUUCUUAAACUUCUAUAUUGUUUCAAAAAUGCAAUAGUCUUAUUCAUAAGGCAUAGUGAUCCUAUUGCUCUCUCUGAUGCUUGUUAAGGUUACAACUCGUGGUAAAUUACAGGGAUGCAAAUGGAAUGUAAGGGGAAAUCAAAUGUUGCACAUGAAAUCAUAAUGCAUUUAGUUUUUUCUGUGCUGUAAUGGCCUAACAAUUUAUUGUUGGUUGGGGAAAUGACAUGCCUGUAUUUCAGAGGCUAUCAUGCAACCAGAAACAA